AAUUAAGAAUUUAACGGAAAUGUUAUUAUCAUUGGUUCUUUCUCUUUUAAAAUAUUUUAUUUUAGCAUAAUUAACCAAUAAGACAAUUUUAAUUUUAAAUUUCUAUAGUUUUAUUGUUAUUUAUCAAAAAUAUAAUCUUUAUUUUUUAUAUUUAUAUUUACUUGAGUAAUAAUUAUAUGCAAAUAUUCUACUAUAUAAGGUUUUCAUAUUUACAAUUACAUAUGUAUAAAUUAAUCGAUUGAAUGAACAAGUUUAUUGUUACAUUCUAAUCAAUUAAUAGUAUAUUUUAUAAGUAUAUUUUUAAUUUCUGUAUAUGAUCAUUAAGUAUUUAUUUUUCUACUUAUUUUAUUAAUAUAUGUUUUCAUAAAAAUCUAGUGAUGGACUGUGCUAAAAAAGUGUGUCACAUUCAGAUGAAAAAUAAAGAACAAUUUUCUCCUGUUAAUAAACUUUCACAUGCAAAAUCAACACAAGGAAGAAAUUUAACAGGUUCUGCUCGGCAUAUACGAGAUUUAAUUGCAGAUAUUCAUAAAAAUAUACAAAUAUGGAAUACAUUUCAUUUAGAAGGAAUAAUAUUACUCAAGAAUAUAAUUCAAAUAAAACAGAAUGACUGUUAUUCUGAAAUUUUACAAGAACAAUGUGAUAAAUUAGAAAAUAUUUGUGAUUCAUUGAAUACUAUCGUAGAAAAUCUUGCUCAAAUCACACAACAUAUAAAAAUCACGGCAUCUUUAGAAACUAAUAUGAACAAGUUAUUUAUAACAUGGCCUAAUAUAAAAUUUGGAGAAAUUGCACAAUCAAUAUAUGAUGCAUAUUCUCGUGAAUUAAAAAUAAAGCUUAAAGUUUUAGAAAAUAUAGCACAUCAUUAUACAGACUCGUGGAAAAUGUUGUUUCUUGCUAGUUGGGUACAUCAACCAUUAUUACCAUAUAAUUUGACAACAUUUUUGGAAUCAAUGUUAAUAGAGAGUGGACAUAGGUAAUAAAUUAUUAUUGACAUAAAUUUUGGUAAGUGUUCUAUUUCAAAAACAAUUCAGUGUUUACAAUGAUUAUUUUUUUGUAUUAUAUCAUAAGUUAUAACUAUGAAAUAAAACAAAGAUUAACAGAA
Molecule: messenger RNA, 1099 nt
Organism: Apis cerana (Asiatic honeybee)
Lineage: Eukaryota; Metazoa; Arthropoda; Insecta; Hymenoptera; Apidae
Product: cyclin-dependent kinase 2-interacting protein-like
Source: RefSeq, a predicted model, not a curated record